GGCAUAUAGUAAGCACAGACAUAAAAAUCUGUGAGAUAAAUGAAGAUUAUUUCUAACACCAUGAUUACAUGUAACUUCAGAGAUCUAAAAAUAUCUUUCCUUGAAUUUUGUGCAACUUAUUAACUGAUUGCUGUUAGGAAAUACCUCAGCACACUGCAAGGAAGGUAUUUGUGAGGGACCGAUUUUCCUAAGGCAGUUUGAAGACCAGGUGUAUACCGCACAACUCCACAAUGCAGAAUUCCUUCGAGUCAAUAGUCAGUGUACUGGAGACGUACAGAGGACGGGAUAAAGUGAUUAGGACUCUUUGCUAUGGGUCUCAGCUGGUUGGUGGAGUGCUGUCUCAGCGAUCGGGGGAAUCGUCGCAGCUCGGUAAGAGUCUCCUGCUCCUGUCAGCUCAACUCAGCCACUGUCGGGUCGUCCUGCGGCUGUUUGAUGACCUCAGCAUGGCCGCAUAUUCCGCCGACUACGGGCUCGGAACAACGGAGGAGGACAGCAUCUUACGCUGGAUGUCUGUUCUAAAUAACGUUGCCGAUCAGCUAUAUUACCCCUGCGAGCACAUCGCGUGGGCAGCCGACGCUGCGCUCAUCAAAGGCAAAUCUGACCGCUGGUGGACCUUAUCCACCGUUCUCUGGGGCACAUCAUUGCUCCUGGGCAUUCUCAGGUCUAUCAGAAUAAUCCUGAAGACGAAGAGGAAGGUUGAGACGAGCGGAAGAGAAGGACAUGCAUACCACAGGGAAGGUGCCGUUAGCUCUACGCCGGAGCUCCGAAGGCAGAUCAGGAGGGAGGCCCUCACUGUUUUCAGCAGCGUGGCAGAUCUGUGCAACGCCAUUCACUGGAUGCCUCCGGGAUUUCUGUGGGCGGGGCGAUUUCCUCACUGGCUGGUUGGACUUUUAGGGACAGUCUCUUCUGUGAUUGGCAUGCUGCAGAUGAACUCUAGUGAAGAGAGAGUCAGCACUUAAGAGACCGCAUUGGACUAAUGGAUCCUAGUGGAACAGAUGCUGUAAUUGGCACACAAGACAAUGCCUUUUCAAAGACUGACGUUAAUGGUCCAAUUAAUUGCAGAGAAUUAAAAGCUGGCUUGAUUCAGCGCUGCCCUUAGAGAUGACUUAGAUGAGCCAAGGCAGCAUCCUGACUGUAAACGGAGUCAUUUGGAGACAUGUAUUAUCAGUGUAGUAUGGGAAAUUACAGGCGUCAUCAUUAAAAUGUGAUUGUGUGUCAUGUUGUACCUUUGAGAAACUCAGAUUGCACUAAUGCACAGUAACUGUAUAAUCCAUUUCACUUGUUAUCCUUGUGAGAAGUUUGUCUCACUCCACAA
Molecule: messenger RNA, 1315 nt
Organism: Chanos chanos (milkfish)
Lineage: Eukaryota; Metazoa; Chordata; Actinopteri; Gonorynchiformes; Chanidae
Gene: pex11g
Product: peroxisomal biogenesis factor 11 gamma
Exons: 5
Coding region: 231-959 (242 amino acids)
Biological process (GO): peroxisome fission
Cellular component (GO): peroxisomal membrane
Source: RefSeq, a predicted model, not a curated record